UCUCAUUAAACAUGCAGAGCCGACAUCACACAUUUCUUACAGUAGCAGCCAUUAUCGCCUUGUAUUGGACUGUGUCAAUUUCCAUGGUGUUUUUCAACAAGCACCUGCUCAGCGGUUCCUAUGGCGACGUGGACCUAUCCAUUUUCGUGGCUUGGUAUCAAAGUUUGGCAGCUAUAGCCUUCAUACAAUUCAUCGGACUCUUUCAAAAAAUGCGGAAAAAAUCUCUUCAAAUACCGGAAGUUGAUAUCCAAGCUCUCUUCCAAAAAGACAUGUUGAAAAUAUCUUUAACCACUGUUAUAAUGAUAGUGAUGAACAAUCUGAUGCUGAAGCACAUCGGGGUGGCCUUCUAUCAGGUGGCCAGGUCCUUUACACUGGUUUUUACUGUCGUCCUCUCCGCCAGCAUGCUAAAGCAGCCACUCACAUGGAAAGUCUCUUUAGCUUGCCUGUUCAUUAUAGCAGGGUACUUAAUUGGAAUUGACGAGGAAAACAACAUUGGGACACUGAGUUUAUGGGGCAUAAUGUAUGGCCUAUUGGCUAGUUUGAGCGCCGCAGUGUGUGGGAUCUACAACAAACGCUUUGGAAGUGCACCAAAUAUUGACAGUUUAAAGCAGGCGUACUAUAACAACAUCAACAGUUGUCUGUUCUUGGCUCCACUGGUUUAUAGCACUGGGCAAGCGGGUCAGGUGUUCGAAUCGAUCGAGAUGACAUCCGUGAAAUUCUGGGUUUUCAUGACUGUGUCAGGGGUCCUGAGCCUCGCUGUGGCGUGGGUUAGUACUCUACAAAUUAGAGUUACUUCCCCUGUGACUCACCACAUCAGUAUUACUGGGCGGUCAGUAGCUCAGACUAUUAUUGCCAUCCUUUAUUACAGAGAGCAGAAAACAAUGUGGUGGUGGUGUGGGAAUUUAUCCGUUGUUUCCGGUGUUUUGUUGUAUGCUUGGUUGAAAUCGUACAAACUGAAUCCAUCCAAAGAUAAGUCGGUGUUGCUAUACAAAACUUGAACUUGU
Messenger RNA from Magallana angulata, 1004 nucleotides. Its product is annotated as GDP-fucose transporter 1-like. Bases 12 to 998 code for a protein of 328 amino acids. The record is from RefSeq and is a predicted model, not a curated record. Gene Ontology annotation, biological process: protein O-linked glycosylation via fucose; GDP-fucose import into Golgi lumen. Gene Ontology annotation, cellular component: Golgi apparatus. Gene Ontology annotation, molecular function: antiporter activity. NCBI's taxonomy places the organism in Eukaryota, Metazoa, Mollusca, Bivalvia, Ostreida, Ostreidae. The transcript has a single exon.